GUAUUGCUGUAACCCCUCUCUCUCUCUGUGUUUCUUAUCCAAAAAUAUACUCCAUUCAUCGUUGAAAUGAUAGAACACGAAAUAGGCAAAUCUCAAAUGCCGAGCAAAAUCUCAUCGCACCAAUGCCUCCACUUCUCACCAACCCUUCUCCUCCUCUCCUAAAACCCCAACUUCUCCUCCACAACCCUACGCUGCACUUUACCCAAUAUCAAUCCAACAAACUAACCCUCACUUCCAAACCUAAUCGAUGUCCACUCAUCACCGCCAGCCACGCCGCGUCUUCUGCGGCGACGUCCGAAAUCGACAUGGCGAAAAACAGACAAGGAGUCUACACUUCCAAGAAGAGCAAAGUCGUAGUUUUAUGGGACCUCGACAACAAGCCGCCACGUGGACCUCCUUAUCCAGCAGCCAUUGCUCUCAAAGAGUUGGCUCAGAAGUUCGGCGAGAUUAUUGAAAUGUCUGCUUAUGCAAAUCGCCACGCUUUUAUUCACCUCCCCAACUGGGUUAUGGAAGAACGGCGGGAGAGAAAGCAGUUAGAUAUUCUUGAAAGAAAAGGACUCGUGAACCAACCAGAAGCAUACGUUUGCGGAGUAUGCGGGCGUAAGUGCAAGACUAAUUUGGAUCUAAAGAAACAUUUUAAGCAGUUACAUGAGCGUGAGAGGCAAAAGAAACUGAAUAGAAUGAGAUCGUUAAAGGGGAAGAAACGACAGCGUUUUAAAGAGAGGUUUGUUUCCGGGAACCAUAAGUAUAACGAAGAAGCGAGAAAAUUGUUGACACCUAAAGUUGGGUAUGGAUUGGCGCAAGAAUUGAGGCGAGCUGGGGUUUAUGUUAAGACUGUGGAAGAUAAGCCGCAAGCUGCUGAUUGGGCUCUGAAGCGGCAAAUUGAGCAUUCAAUGAGUAGAGGAAUUGAUUGGCUGUUUUUGAUAUCUGAUGAUUCUGAUUUUGCUGAGACUCUGAGGAGGGCUAGAGAGGCUGAUUUGCGGACUGUGGUUGUUGGGGAUAGAGAUAGGGCAUUGGGGAGACAUGCUGAUUUGUGGGUGCCUUGGAUUGGUGUUGAGAAUGGGGAGGUUACUGAGAAUGAUUUGGUUCCCAAGAGUAGGGUUGAGAGUGAUGAUUUUGAGGAUAACAAUGGUUUCUUUUCGGUUUCGCAUUUUGAUGAGGAGAUUUGUGGUCGAAUGGAAGAGAGUGAUGUGGAUGGUGUUAUUGAUGAACUUGCUGGAGUGAAUUUUGGGUGGAACAAUUUGAGGAUCUCAGUUUUUUCUGAAGGGGAAGACGAAGAUGAAGAAGGGGACUAUUUGUUAUCUGAUAGUGAGGAUGAGGGAUUUGAAGAUGAAGAUGGAGGCUUUUUCUUCUAUUAAAUUUAAAAUACGGUUUGUGGGAUUGGUUCGAUUUGGUGUAAAACAAUUGCAUUUGAGAAUGAUGAGGGAAUAAAUUGACCUUGUAUAGUAUCAGUAGAAGUAGUAUGGCUGUUCAAGGAAGUCAUCAAAUGGGUGAUUAACAUUUUAAGCUUGGCUUCAUCAUUUUUUCAUUGAAGGUGGCGACUAUUGCUUCCAAUUUUGCAUAAUGGUACGUUUCUCUUCCAAAUUGCUUCUGACUUGUGAGUGUAUGGAUUUUAUGCACUUUAUAUAUAAAUUAUGAGAUUGAUACACAUGAUGAAUGAAUCCUCUAUUAAUAGUUAUAACAUUAACAUAGAUAAUGCAUCCCUAGUUUGUAGUUUAUUGAGCAACAUGUUAAUCUCUGCAACUUCUCUGAUAGAUUCUAUCUUUAACAUUAGUUUCUGGUUUACAUGUUAGCAUAUAUAACUACUUCUUCAUAACUGCUCAAAGACUAAAUCUGAGAUUUUCACAAAUGGCUUUGUGGUUAAAAGUGUGAUGGAAACAUAUAAACGACUAUAAUAUUCUUACACUAAUGUCGAGCUGGUUUUUCCUGAAGCCUGAAAGAAAUGAAAGAUGUUAGACUCGUUUUCCUUUAUUUCGCAUUGGAUGGGUAGAGAAUGGACAGGUUAAAUGGCACAAUGGUUUUUGGAUGAAGUUUUCUACUUUAUAUAUAUAAAUCAUAUCUUUAGAACAUGGCCGCCUGCAGAAUAGAAAACGAAAGAUCUUAUCUACUAGAGUGUCCUGCAGCCAUAGUAGGUAUAGUGAGAACCAAUGAUUUUGUCUGAAAAAUUGAACUGGCUAAACUCGGAGCUGAAGUUUGAGCAUAACAAAAAGAUUGUGGAAUUUGAUUCGGACCGAGCACAUGUAUGACCUAAUAUCGCUUGCCAACAAAUUGAAUUUAUGAUUGAAUGCUUACCUUGCUCUCGUUUGAAGAUUAUCUUGAACUUUUUUCAUUUAUGGAUGAAAAUUUACCAGUCUGUGUUGGUGUUAUAUGCAAGCAUGAUUAACUUGUUACUUGUUUUCAAUUACACCAGAUAAGAGUACUCUAACUAUAAAUUACUGAGUUUAUGUGUUGAGCUGAUCAUAUUUGUUCCCUCUUAUGCUACCAAAUUUAUGCAAAACUUUUCAACGGAGAUAAAAUUGCAAAUGCAGCUGAUAACUCAUCCUUGGUUAUAUCAAAUUCAGGCCCUGGAAAAAGAAUAGUGCCGGUGUCAUGAAAACACAGUUCGUAUUAAUCUCAGUGGCAUCUCCAACCUAGGGCGUGACCCUGCAUCAACUUAUACGAGUUUUACCAUUCACUAGAAAUUCGUUUAUAAUUUUCAACUUAAAGAAUUACUUGUUGGAUUAACCCAUUUUAAGGUCCUUAACUUCACGUUUUUUUAUUUAUUUGAUCAAUGAACUUUCAUUUGGUUCUUUAA
Molecule: messenger RNA, 2794 nt
Organism: Mercurialis annua (annual mercury)
Lineage: Eukaryota; Viridiplantae; Streptophyta; Magnoliopsida; Malpighiales; Euphorbiaceae
Exons: 2
Coding region: 123-1358 (411 amino acids)
Source: RefSeq, a predicted model, not a curated record